This is a messenger RNA of Yarrowia lipolytica CLIB122, 846 nucleotides long. RefSeq lists its product as uncharacterized. NCBI's taxonomy places the organism in Eukaryota, Fungi, Ascomycota, Dipodascomycetes, Dipodascales. Gene Ontology annotation, molecular function: endopeptidase activator activity; proteasome binding. Gene Ontology annotation, cellular component: proteasome regulatory particle, lid subcomplex; cytoplasm; nucleus. The record is from RefSeq and is a predicted model, not a curated record.
AUGGCGACUACCACCGACAUUCUUUUUUUCAAGGCCGGCCAGGCGGACUUUGACGAGGAAACUUCAAUUGUGACCCCCCGACGGGGCCAGGGUCGGAUUGUCGUGACACAGCCCAGUGACAGCGAGGAGUUAAUAUCGUUUGUGUGGGAGCCUCGAGGCACGGCCGGUGGCGAGAAGGUCGAGGUGUACCCAUUUGCUGGAGACGCCACCUUCCAGCAUGUCCCUGCAUGCAAGACUGGCCGAGUGUUCAAGCUGCAGUUUGAGUCGUCUGGCGAGAAACUCUUCUACUGGGCCCAGAACCCCACCGACAGCGAAAACGUGUGGGAGCUGAGCAAGGAGGACAAGCGGGUUCUCAACACAAUGCAGGCAAUUCUGGAGGAGCAGGCUGAUGACGCUGAGGAGAACGCGGAAGACGUGGAUAUGCAGGACGCCGAACCCAAAUCUGCCCCUGCAGUCAACCCCACUGUGCCGGAUCUGGCUUCUAUGAUGAGAAACAUCCAGGUGCCCCAGAGCCAGUCCCAGAGCCACCAGGCCGUGCCGGUCAUGAACAUUGGCUCUGUAGUGAGUCAGAACAUGAUGGCCGAGCACAUCAGAUCGCUGGACGACCAGGAAGUGGAUCGCCUGUGCUUGUUGCUACCCGACGUGAUUCCCAAGACCCGAGAGUCGCUCAUCGGCGUGGUUCAGUCGCCCCAGUUUGCUCAGGGCAUGAACACCUUUGAUUCGGCUCUAAGAGAGGGCGCUGCUAGUAUUAUUGCCAGAGAACUAGGCCAGGAGUAUCUUGGAGAGGGCGUUGAGGGGUAUCUGGAGAGUGCCAGAAAGGCUGCCAAGAAGGAGGAGGACAAAUGA